Messenger RNA from Gracilinanus agilis (Agile Gracile Mouse Opossum), 3098 nucleotides. RefSeq names its product GIPC PDZ domain containing family member 1 (gene GIPC1). Lineage: Eukaryota; Metazoa; Chordata; Mammalia; Didelphimorphia; Didelphidae. The coding region runs from base 109 to 1110 and encodes 333 amino acids. Gene Ontology annotation, molecular function: protein binding. The record is from RefSeq and is a predicted model, not a curated record. The transcript is spliced from 7 exons.
GUGGGAGAGAGGCCCCGGUAGCGGCCGGCUGGAGUUCUCGGAGGGACUAUCCUCUCGCGGAGGCGGCGGCUCUAGAUCUCCUGGGAGCACCCCCCUCCAUCAUCUCCCAUGCCUCUGGGACUUGGCCGGAGAAAGAAGGCACCACCCUUGGUGGAAAAUGAGGAGGCAGAACCUGGACGGGGUGGGCUGGGUGUGGGGGAGUCAGGGCCACUAGGUGGGGGUGGGGGAGGGGGGCCCCACGUGGGCCUACCUCCCCCACCCCCAUCUCUUCGGCCCCGACUGGUGUUCCACACCCAGCUGGCCCAUGGAAGCCCUACUGGUCGAAUUGAAGGCUUCACAAAUGUGAAGGAAUUGUAUGGCAAGAUUGCUGAGGCCUUCCACCUGCCCCCUGCUGAGGUAAUGUUCUGCACACUCAAUACACACAAAGUGGACAUGGAGAAGCUCCUUGGAGGCCAGAUUGGGCUGGAGGACUUCAUCUUCGCCCACGUUAAAGGCCAGCGCAAGGAAGUAGAGGUGUUCAAGUCAGAGGAGGCCCUGGGGCUCACCAUCACUGACAACGGGGCUGGCUAUGCCUUUAUCAAGAGGAUCAAGGAGGGGAGUGUCAUUGACCGAAUCCAAGUGAUCAACGUGGGUGACAUGAUAGAAUCCAUCAAUGGGCAGAACCUUCUCGGCUGCCGACACUACGAGGUGGCCAAGAUGCUCAAGGAUCUACCCCGAGGCCGCACCUUUACCCUCAAGCUUACGGAGCCUCGAAAGGCCUUUGACAUGAUCAGUCAGCGGUCCGCAGGGGCUCGCCCUGGCUCUGGACCCCAACUUGGCACUGGCAGGGGGACCCUUCGCCUCCGAUCCCGGGGUCCAGCUACAGUGGAAGAACUGCCUUCAGCAUUCGAGGAGAAGGCCAUUGAGAAGGUGGAUGACCUGCUAGAAAGUUAUAUGGGCAUCCGGGACACAGAGCUGGCAGCCACCAUGGUAGAGCUGGGCAGGGAUAAGCGGAACCCAGAUGAGUUGGCGGAGGCAUUAGACGAACGACUAGGUGACUUUGCCUUUCCUGAUGAAUUUGUCUUCGAUGUGUGGGGAGCAAUCGGCGAUGCCAAAGUUGGGCGCUACUAGGACUCAAAUUGGACUGACUCCGAGGAAAUGUGGGACGGAAUUAACAUGAGACAGUGCCGAGGGGCCUUGGAAGCAAAAAGUCUGGGAGACCAGACACCUGGGGCCCAUCCCAGCACCAUCAUUGCUGUUUAGAGGACAGAGCACUGAAGAGGUCUUUGUCUGGGGGCUUAGAGAGAAAGGAGGAGGGGUCAGAGAGAAGAGCUGGGCCAAGGAUUCAGGCCCCCAGGCCCUCACCACCAUUACCACCACUGGAAUCCAACAUUCCCCAUACAGCCAGAGUAGGAGGGGAGAAGGCCUGACCCUCAAUGCUCUUUAUCCGAUCGGUACAGCCCCUCCCUCCUCAGCCUGACCAGGGUCUCCAGGGAGCCCCCCUCCUCCCUUUCCCACCUACCUCAGUGUCUAGAUUGGGGAAGAGAGAACUGGGAAGCCUCCCCCUUCUUCCCUCCUCUACUUUUCCACAUCAGCUGCCAAACUGGCCCCACUCCCCUCCCUGGGGCACCCAGCUCUGUUUCGUGGAAGAGCCUAAGACCUCUGCCUGUUUCCCUGGCAGAGGAGGGGAAAAGAGGGGAGGGGCAACCAGGCAGCCACUUUCCCCCCUUACCCCAGAAACUGCAAUAUGGUCACCAUCACCACUAGGAGACUCCCCAGACUUUUUACCUCUGUAUUUGAACUUGACUGCUGUGAACCCAUCCCCUGGUCUAGGACUGACUUCCCUUAGGGGUUCCCUGGAUUCCCCAGCUGCCUUCACUGACUUUGAGGGGGUGGGGCAGGCCUUGACUGGGGGGUUUUCUAUUUGAGUUGUCUUUAACAUAAAGAGAUCUCUUGAGUGGAGCUGAGCUGCGUGGCCUGAGGGGUGGGGGGCUGAACUGGAGCUGGGAAAGAAUGUGUAGACUGAAAUCCAUCCUCUCUGUGGCCCAAAUUGAAUUAGGAGACCUUGGCCCAGUCUUCCCCUGCCUCCUCCCACCCACCGUUCUGCCUGAUUAGUGCUUAGGCCCUACCUCCCAGCUUCUCAGCAAGAGAAGUUUUCAGCUCAAGGUUUCAACUGGAUGAGAAGUUUGAACACUUCAGUUCAAGUUCUGGCUGCCACUAAUUUGCUGGGUGACUUUCCCCUCUGGGCCUUCUUUUCCUGUAUAAAUUGAGGGGGUUUCCAAGGUCCCUUCUAGCUCCGAGCUUCUUUAUGACCAUUUGCUUCCCACUUCCUGAAAUAGUGGAGAUGGUGGGCUCUAAACAUUCCCCUCACCCCAGAGGCCAAGAAGGUUCAUGUGUGGCUCUGGUGGCCCUUGUCCCUCUAGACACCAGUCACAUAGCAGAGACUUUGUCCCAUUAGUAAUAAUACAUUUUUAUGUUUUACAGUUUAGAAAAUAUGUUCCAAACAGCCCUAAGGAAAAAUGGAAGGAUUGCUUUCCCAUUUUACAGUUAAAGAAACUGAGCUCCAGAGAGGGAAUUGAAUUCCUAUCUGCUGAUUCAGAUUCAGCACUCUCAGAGGGCACAUGGAAGUCUCCAAAUGUAGCCCAAAAAUGAAACAAUGGGAGAGGAUGGCUGGAAUCCAGAGGGGCAGAGACCCAUUCCCCUUUCCCUCCUGAGGGUUGGUCCUUUUGGGCAAGUUCCAGCUUUAACAUAUCUCCAUGAGUGACCAAGCAGUAACUGCCACUUGUUCAGCCUCUGUUUCCCCUUCUAUAAAGUGAUGCAGUUGGACCAGUCUAAUCCCUUCCAGAUCCAGAGCCUCUGGUUCCCAUGAGUUCUGCCUCUAGGCAUAUGGCCCUAGUCAGGGAGCUUCCUCUCUGGGUCUCUGUCUCUUCCUUGGGCCAGACAUAUUCUAAGAGUUUUGAGAGUAGACGCCAACCAGAGAACAUAGAUGGCUGACCCUGAUGAACAGUAGGGACCUUCCCCUGCCACUGAGGCUGGACCCCUCUGGCCUUGGGCUGGAGGACAGGCCCUGGCUGGCUGGGCUGAUGGGGGAAGAUGCAGGGAGACUGACAUAAACCCGA